UUCCACACUCCUCAUAUCCCUUCGCCUUCCUCUCGUUUUCUCCCCAAUUCAUCCAAAAAAACCCUAGUUUUCGAAUCUCGAAUUUGGAGCAAUGUCUCUCACGGUCCCGACGAAUCUCGUGCUCAGGCCGAGAUCCAACUCUCUCUCUCAGUGCGUCCCCAAGUCAUCCGCCGCCGCGAGAUUCGUCUGCUCCGCCGCUUCCUCCGACGAAAAAUCAGCUUCUCCGGCGGCCCCGUUGAAGGCGUUCUCGGCGGCGGUUGCUCUGUCAUCCAUCCUCCUGUCGGCUCCGAUGCCGGCGGCGGCGGAUAUCUCCGGCCUGACGCCGUGCAAGGAGUCGAAGCAGUUCGCGAAGAGGGAGAAGCAACAGAUCAAGAAGCUCGAGUCCUCGCUCAAGCUCUACGCUCCCGACAGUGCUCCCGCCCUCGCCAUUAACGCUCAGAUCGAGAAGACCAAGCGAAGGUUCGACAACUACGGGAAAUACGGGCUGUUGUGUGGAUCGGACGGGCUGCCACACCUUAUAGUGAACGGGGACCAGCGCCAUUGGGGAGAAUUCAUCACACCAGGGCUCCUCUUCCUCUACAUAGCCGGAUGGAUCGGGUGGGUCGGGAGGAGUUACCUCAUCGCCAUUAGCGACGAGAAGAAGCCCGCGAUGAAGGAGAUCAUUAUCGAUGUCCCGUUAGCCACCCGCCUCCUCUUCCGUGGCUUCAUCUGGCCCGUCGCCGCCUACAGAGAGUUCCUCAACGGCGACCUCGUCGUCAAGGACGUCUAAGGUUCUUCCCCUUCUCCCUCGUUUGUAAACUCCCCGUAAUUCUCAAUACACUUCGGUUCGGUUUUUCAUCAUGUGUACGUAUAAUUAAUGUUGCUACUGUCUUACCCUUUCCGGCAAAGUACAUGAAAACGUUCUUCCUAUUGAAAAAAACAAAAAUCUCUGCGAGAUCAUGAAUUUUCUCCUC
Tarenaya hassleriana is the source of this 953-nucleotide messenger RNA. Its product is annotated as photosystem I reaction center subunit III, chloroplastic. Gene Ontology annotation, biological process: photosynthesis. The transcript has 2 exons. Gene Ontology annotation, cellular component: photosystem I; chloroplast thylakoid membrane; photosystem I reaction center. The record is from RefSeq and is a predicted model, not a curated record. The coding region runs from base 92 to 769 and encodes 225 amino acids. Lineage: Eukaryota; Viridiplantae; Streptophyta; Magnoliopsida; Brassicales; Cleomaceae.